Anopheles merus is the source of this 2208-nucleotide messenger RNA. RefSeq names its product trichohyalin. The record is from RefSeq and is a predicted model, not a curated record. The coding region runs from base 295 to 1896 and encodes 533 amino acids. Lineage: Eukaryota; Metazoa; Arthropoda; Insecta; Diptera; Culicidae. The transcript has 6 exons.
GUAAAGCCGUCCCGACGCGUCUCCAUCAGAUUGUGAAAUGUGAAUGGACGACGGGUUGGAAAAUUAAUUAUCGAUGAUUUAUUGACACCCAUCGCCCCCCGGUUUGACGUUGGUUUUGAGUGUCAAUGUACGCGUCGAGCGCCACCGGAACACAGGAGCCAGGAAAUGAGAGCGGCCACGCACACGCGCUAAUGGCGAAAGGGAGAGGGAUCGUUCGUGUCCUGCGUGUUGAUUGAUGGGUGACAGACAGAAAAAUCUAGCCUAGCGGUGUGUCCGUUGUGGAGGUGUUUCAAGAUGAAUGCAAACAGCUUUUGGGGUACGAUCGAUCAGCUGCUGGGCCGGGAAGCUCAGAAGCAGAGUGGACAGGACUCGCUGAAGGUAGCGGGUUGGCUUUCCGCGUAUGCUGGCGUGCGUAAAACGGCCGGACAGGGCGACAGUGAUGCGGCUGGCUACGGCAGCGAUGGGUUCAGUGGACUUCCCGGCAGAACCGGCAGCUUGCCAUCGAUUUUCCCGACCGGCAAUCAGCUGAUUCAACCCGACCAGGACGGCGGUUUCAACGGGGACGGGACGGGGCCGGGCGGUACUGCCGGUACGACGGCGGGAACGGGCCGGACGGGAGCGAAUCGCAAAAAGGUGCGCUUCCGCAAGUCGAAGCUUCGCCAGCUGUACGACGUGGACGUGCUGCCCGUGGAGUACCUGGGACCAAAGAUCGAGUACAGUGUGAACCUGCCGAGAGUAACCGCACAACUGGAGAAGUUGAUGGGAACAAAUGUGGUCCGGCUGACGGAUCGCAAAUACAUGCAGGAGCUGCAGCGCCGCAUCCAGGAGGACUACAAUGUCACGCUGGAGAAGCGCAUCAGCGAACGGGAGGCGAAAGAAAUCGAGCGUGAGCGCAACCUGAUCCUGUCCGGUGCGGGCGACAGCAUACCGGAGGAGAUGACCAGCUCGGUCUUUCUGGUGAACCAGAAAACGAACGUCAACAUCCUGAACAAGCGGGAAAAGCUGAAAACGAUCCGUGAGAAAAAUGCGGAACGUUUGAUCAAACAGGGCCACCGCUGGGAGCGGGAACGGCAGCAGAUGGAGGAGCAGAGCCGCGAGCGCGAGAUCGAACGGCGCACCAAGCGCGAGGCACUGCUCGAGCAGGAAAAGCUGUACAUGAUCGAGGAAAACGAUCGCUCGCUGAACCUGCUGCGCAUGAAGACGAAGAAGGGCCCGUCGCGCGACAUGAACCUGCGCUCGAUGCUGAUGCUGCAGCGGGAAGAGCUGGGCCGGACGAUACAGAAGCGCGACUUCGACAUGAAGGACGACCGGUCCGGGCUGGGGAUGGAGAUGGAAGGCGGGAAGGGCGAUCGACGGCGGCAUCGACGGGGCGCUCGCAAGCAGCGACCGAUGCAGCGACAGAACGAGGUGCACGAGUACCAGGAGUCUUCCUCGCCGGAGGAGGGCUACAUCUCGAUGAACAAUGCCGACACGCCCGAAGAUCUGGAGACGUCGAUCGCGAUCAAGGUGGGCAAAGGGGCGAGCAAGGAUUCGGGCGACGAAUCGGAAGCGGAGCAGGACUCGGACCAGGCGGCAGUGGACGAGGCGUUGGUGGAGCAGCCAAACGAUGCGAACGAAGGGAACGAUGAGGAGGUGGCUGCUGAGGUCGAUGCACUGGAGCAGCAGCUGGGGCAGCAGGAGCUGACCGAGGUGGAGCUGGAAGCGGCCGAAGAGGCACGGCUACGGGAGGAGCUGGACAAAACGCUGAUGGAAAAGAAGAAGGCGCGGCAGGUGCGGAACGAGGACCCGAAGAUUACCAAGCUAAAGGAGGCAGAUACUGUGUCAGACAUUUAUAACGUAGCCGAUGAGAUCAUCGUGCUGGAGAAGAAGAAGACGAAGAAAGGGUUCGGCAAGUGAAGCGGGGCCGCAGGACAGCCAAAUCCGUCGCACGCCAAACAUAAUCCACCGGACCCCGAUGCGUGCCGCACCGUGACGGAAGGGCAGCGAACGUCGACGAAAGGAAUUUUUAAGAAUGCUGCACACACAUCACAAGCUGUAUCUGUGAUCUGGAUGAUUGUGGUUUCGUUUGCAGGUGUGGGUGUGCUCGUGUGCGCACGGAGAGAUUUUGGUAGCGUAUUGUUUUGCUCUGUUUUUUUUUUUUGUAACAAAAAUGCCUGUGUGUUGCGAUGCACUUUGUGAUAAAAAUUGAAAUGUAUUUUGUAGUAAAAA